GGCCUGUCUAGCCCAAUGCUGCGCUGCCCAUCCCAGAGGCUCCUGGACAGGAUCGUGCGGCGCUAUGCCGAGGUGCCAGACGCUGGCAGCAUCUACAUGGACCACCUCACCGACCGGGACAAACUGCGCCUCCUGUACACGCUGUCAGUGAAUUCACAUCCCAUCUUGUUACAGAUCUUCCCCGACGUGGAGGGAUGGCCCUUCCCGCGGUACCUGGGCUCCUGCGGGCGGCUGGUGGUCAGCGCCAGCACCCGGCCCCUGCGUGACUUCUACGGCGCAGCCCCUGAGGUGGCCGCCGACCUGGCCCUCCAGCUCCUCACCGUCCUCCGCUCCAUGGGCACCAACGACCUCAACUAUUUCUUCUACUUCACCCACGUGGACGCUGGCACCUUCGGCGUGUUUAGCAACGGGCAUCUGUUCAUCCGGGAUGCCAGCACGCUGGGGAUCAUUGACAAGGAGGAAGGAAGCCAGCUGACUGACGGCCAGCAGGAGUAUAAAGAUAUAUUUAGCUGUUUGACUGUGGACUGCCAGUCUGCAUUUGUGUCCUGUAACUCCAUCAGAGAGCAGCACAGCCUCGUCAUGGUGUGUCAAGAGCUUUUGCCUAAGCUCCUGAAGGGAAAAUUCCUGCAACCCGUGCAGGAGAAAAUAGACAGCUUCCUGCAGCACUGCGCCGACGGCCUCGCCGAUGACCAGGGCGUCAACGAGGCGGUUGCAAAGCUGGCAGAGCUCCUGAAACCUCUGCGGUCUUGCGAUUCCCGUUUUGCCUACCGCUACCCUGACUGCAAAUACAGUGACAAAUACUGACAGCUUUGGAGGAGGGGUCCCCCCAGGAAGGACUGGGGCAGCGUCAGCCCCCUGCCAGCAUGGAAGCAAGAAGAAGGAACCAGGGUAGCUGGAAAGAGCUGCACCAAAUCUGGGGCUUCCUCAUGAAGGUGGAGGAGGAGGGAGCAGAGUGCAUGUGGGAUUUAUUGUUCAUCUCCCAGAGAUGCAUUUGUUACAUGGGACGUUAGAUAUGA
This is a messenger RNA of Pelecanus crispus (Dalmatian pelican), 1016 nucleotides long. The record is from RefSeq and is a predicted model, not a curated record. NCBI's taxonomy places the organism in Eukaryota, Metazoa, Chordata, Aves, Pelecaniformes, Pelecanidae.